UCCAAUGCUAAACAAAUCCAGGAGAGUUACCAAACUACCCCAAGAGGCCAAGAGGAAGCUAGCAGGAGAGGAGCGAUUAAUUACUAGUUCAUCCGAGGGCAAAAUGGUCACGUCACAAACAAUGUGAUUAGCUUAGCUUAAUUAAUGCGACUCGGCGAUCCUGUCUGUGAUUGCCUUCUCUUCUUCUUCUUCUCCAGCGCUGCUCCCAAACCUCCUCCGAUCCCAGCUCGCAUCCAUCCCAUGGCGCUCUCCGUUUCCGCGCCCGCCUCGUCCUCCUUCCUCCCUUCCUCCCGCCAGGUCGGCGGCAGGUGGAGCUCGCCAGCUAGCUCGGCCAGGCCCGUGGCUUCCAGCCUCCGGAGGCCCGUACUGGCGGCGCGGGCCGCCGCCGGCAACGUGCCCUCUUCCCCUGUGGACCAGGUGGUGACCGAGCUCGAUGUGGUGUCCAGCUUCAGCGAGAUCGUGCCUGACACCGUGGUGUUCGAUGAUUUCGAGAAGUUUGCCCCAACGGCUGCCACGGUGAGCUCCUCGCUGCUGCUUGGGAUCGCGGGCCUCCCGGAUACCAAGUUCAAGAGUGCCAUAGAUACCGCGUUGGCAGAUGGCGAAUGCAACACUAUGGAGAACUCCGGGGACCGGAUGUCCUGUUUCCUCACCAAGGCACUGGGGAACGUUGGAGCUGAGCUGGCUCAUCAAGUCCCUGGGCGGGUUUCGACGGAAAUUGAUUCUCGGUUGGCUUAUGACACCCAAGGAAUUAUUCAGAGGGUGCAUGAGCUGUUGCAGAUAUACAAUGAACAUGAUGUCCCGUCAGAGCGUCUAUUAUUCAAAAUUCCUGCUACAUGGCAAGGCAUAGAAGCCUCAAGGUUGCUUGAAUCUGAAGGAACGCAAACACAUUUGACUUUUGUUUACAGUUUUGCACAAGCAGCAGCUGCAGCUCAAGCUGGUGCAUCCGUUGUACAAAUAUUUGUGGGACGUAUUCGGGACUGGGCAAGGAAUCACUCUGGUGACCCUGAGAUAGAUGAAGCAUUGAGGAAGGGAGAAGAUGCUGGGCUUGCCUUGGUGAAGAAAGUGUAUGCCUACAUUCACAAAAAUGGGUACAGAACAAAGUUGAUGGCCGCUGCUGUACGCAACAAGCAAGAUGUAUUUAGCCUUCUGGGGAUUGAUUACAUCAUCACGCCUCUCAAGAUAUUGCAGUCUCUGGACGAAUCUGUCACAGAUCCUGAUGAAAAGUAUGGUUAUGUCCAGAGGCUUACUCCUUCUCUUGACAAGAUGUACAACUUCAGUGAAGAGGAGCUUCUUAAGUGGGACCAGCUGAGUCUAGCCGCUGCGAUGGGUCCAGCUGCUGAAGAUCUGCUUGCAUCUGGGCUAGAGGGAUAUGCGGACCAGGCUCGCCGUGUUGAGGAGCUCUUCGGGAAGAUCUGGCCACCUCCCAAUGUUUAAAGACGUCCCUUGGCACACCACAAGGCUUUUCUCCUUCCAAACAAAGAGUAAUAACAGCAGCCAAGGAUAGCGGAGACCGGGUUUCGCCCCAAAGAACACUUGGCUCGCCUUUCUGUAGUUCUCUAGCUAGCGAAUCUCAAGAGCCAUAUACAGAACAUGUUUGUUUUUACUGUUCGAAUGUGCUGGGCCGAUCUGAACAACAAUCUGGAUCAUUUUGUGAAAAUCUACUUGCGAUGAUGUCUUCUAUAUACAGUAUUCCAAAAUCAUAUUUUGAAUGGAAAAUGGUGACAAGUGAGAGCGUGUUCAGAUCAAA
This is a messenger RNA of Brachypodium distachyon (stiff brome), 1747 nucleotides long. Its product is annotated as transaldolase. The transcript has 13 exons. The record is from RefSeq and is a predicted model, not a curated record. Lineage: Eukaryota; Viridiplantae; Streptophyta; Magnoliopsida; Poales; Poaceae. Gene Ontology annotation, cellular component: cytoplasm; intracellular anatomical structure. The coding region runs from base 145 to 1434 and encodes 429 amino acids. Gene Ontology annotation, molecular function: transaldolase activity. Gene Ontology annotation, biological process: carbohydrate metabolic process; pentose-phosphate shunt.